Cooperia oncophora is the source of this 213-nucleotide messenger RNA. NCBI's taxonomy places the organism in Eukaryota, Metazoa, Nematoda, Chromadorea, Rhabditida, Trichostrongylidae. The record is from the annotation of a GenBank genome assembly.
AUGAAUUUGCGAGAUGCAGAGAGUGGGCGGAUAUUGUGGCAGAGCACUGAAGACAUGGCUGACCCUCACCACGAGCACGAAGCACACGUUCCAAAGAGCAUACUCAAAUGUCGCACCGUAUCACGGGAAAUCAAUUUCACGUCCAGCGAGAAAAUCGACAAGUUCCGAUUAGAGCAACGAGUGUUCUUGAAAGAGAACAUUAUUGAAGGUUAG